ACUUAUUGCAUUCCUGCUCAAAUGAACUUAACAAUUCUGCGGAAUUAAAAGAAAUACGUUAUGUCCAGCAUAAUAUCAAACCACGGACAUAUUCUCUACCGGAAAUGCGACUGCAGGAGUAAAACUGGGAACGACCUGCAGCUGCUGAAUACGGAUAAUGUGACCAAUUACGGAUUUAUGAUGACGGGCAAAUGCACGGGAGAGGCCAAUCCACAAACUCUAAAGGUGAAGACCUUCAUCAAUCACGGUACUUUGGUGCUCCACAAGUGUCACUGCAACUCCCCAUUCCUUGAAAUCAUAGAUUUAUUCAACUACGGAACCGUGAUCAACUGCUUGAGUUCCUGUAAGUUGACUAAAAAAUGUGACCUCAAGGCCAUUGAAGUUGCAGAAUAUAGAGCACACAUGGAAUCCAAGGAAAUAAGUGUGCCUGUCCAGAAAUCACUUGAUACACCAUUGGACCUGAGUGCUUCAAAUAGCUUAGUUUCAUGCCCCGAGGAAACUACACAAGAUUUUGACUUGCCAAAGGAAUGCAACGAAUCACUGGAUGUUUCGCUAAAUGCACAAAAUUUAGAAACCCAAAAGGAAUGUUCAGGUUUACCAAAGAAAACUCUAAAGGUUCCUAAGGAACCCGUACAAACCACCGAAAAUUUGCCAAAAAAGCUCCGUGUGUACACAGUAAGCGAAGCUAUCAAACAAUCUACGCCACAAGAAGAGGCCCUUCCUGUCCAGAAGCCACAUGCACCACAAAUGUGUCCUAGAUGCGUCAAAUCCUUUCAGAGUUAUGUUAACGAUCCGAAAAACGCACCAAUGCUGCCGAAAAUAACUAAAUUCAAGUGCCCCCACUGCCUAAACACCAAGGCCAACAAGAUGGAGUACCAGGCUCACACGGCCAUCUGUCAGCAGGAGCCGAAGCCCUACAAGUGCCUGGGAUGCCGCUACAAAUCCACCAAAUCGUCAAGUGUUAAUGGACACUCUGCCACUUGUUUCUUACUGCAUGCCGUCAAGUACUACCAAUCUUUUUGCCUUACAUCAAAGCAUUGCAGUAACUGA
Molecule: messenger RNA, 1050 nt
Organism: Drosophila erecta
Lineage: Eukaryota; Metazoa; Arthropoda; Insecta; Diptera; Drosophilidae
Exons: 2
Coding region: 61-1050 (329 amino acids)
Source: RefSeq, a predicted model, not a curated record